Molecule: messenger RNA, 6508 nt
Organism: Mesoplodon densirostris (Blainville's beaked whale)
Lineage: Eukaryota; Metazoa; Chordata; Mammalia; Artiodactyla; Ziphiidae
Gene: TBX20
Product: T-box transcription factor 20
Exons: 8
Coding region: 499-1848 (449 amino acids)
Biological process (GO): heart looping; cell fate specification; positive regulation of DNA-templated transcription
Cellular component (GO): nucleus
Molecular function (GO): RNA polymerase II cis-regulatory region sequence-specific DNA binding; DNA-binding transcription factor activity, RNA polymerase II-specific
Source: RefSeq, a predicted model, not a curated record
GCGCAGGGCGGCGAACGCCCGGGCGCAGUGUCCUCCGCGCCCCGCCGCGCUCGCACGGCUACGCUCCCGCUCCCAGACAACCACCCCAUUUUAGCUGCGCUCGGCCGCUCCGACUGUCCCCAGAGUGGGGAGGGAGGAAAGACGUGGAGCGGGUGCUGCAGGACCCCUGGGCUUUGCGCAGCUGAUGCUCCUCUCCAGCUUCCGGAGGCACAGCCUGUGGUCCUACGGAGCGCCCCGGUGCUUGCACACCUAGCUGAGACCGUGGUUGGUCCUCUCCGGCUAGUUUGAAGUCUCUGCGGCUCGAGGCUCUUGCGGUGGGGAAAAGGAGAGGCCGGUGUGGAGCUCUCGGGAGGUUGGGGCUGACUCAUCUAGAGUCCCCGACUCCCCUGUGAUUGCACUUGGAAACUUUCCGCUGUGUUUCAGUCUCUGUCUCUCUUGGGGAAGCUGGACGGCAGUUCGGCAGGCCAGGUCCCUGGCCAGGACCGCGCACUAGGGGCCAUGGAGUUCACGGCGUCGCCCAAGCCCCAGCUUUCCUCCAGGGCCAACGCCUUCUCCAUCGCCGCGCUGAUGUCGAGCGGCGGCUCCAAAGAGAAGGAAGCUACGGAGAACACUAUCAAACCACUGGAACAAUUUGUCGAGAAGUCGUCCUGCGCUCAGCCCCUGGGUGAGCUGACCAGCCUAGAUGCUCACGGGGAGUUUGGUGGCAGCGUCGCAGGCAACAGCAGCCCAUCCUCCUCCUCUCUGUGCACUGAGCCGCUGAUCCCCACCACCCCCAUCAUCCCCAGCGAGGAAAUGGCCAAAAUUGCCUGCAGCCUGGAGACCAAGGAGCUCUGGGACAAAUUCCACGAGCUGGGCACGGAGAUGAUCAUCACCAAGUCUGGCAGGAGGAUGUUUCCUACCAUCCGUGUGUCCUUUUCGGGCGUGGAUUCUGAGGCCAAGUACAUAGUCCUGAUGGACAUCGUCCCUGUGGACAACAAGAGGUACCGCUAUGCCUACCACCGGUCCUCCUGGCUGGUGGCUGGCAAGGCGGACCCUCCGCUGCCAGCCAGGCUGUAUGUACAUCCAGACUCUCCUUUUACUGGUGAGCAGCUACUUAAACAGAUGGUGUCUUUUGAAAAGGUGAAACUCACCAACAAUGAACUGGAUCAACAUGGCCAUAUAAUUUUGAACUCAAUGCAUAAGUACCAGCCACGGGUGCACAUCAUUAAGAAGAAAGACCACACAGCCUCAUUACUCAAUCUGAAGUCUGAAGAAUUCAGAACAUUCAUCUUUCCAGAAACAGUUUUUACGGCGGUCACUGCCUACCAGAAUCAACUGAUAACCAAGCUGAAAAUAGAUAGUAACCCUUUUGCCAAAGGAUUCCGGGACUCCUCCAGGCUCACUGACAUUGAGAGGGAAAGUGUGGAGAGCCUGAUUCAAAAGCAUUCCUAUGCCCGCUCACCCAUCCGUACCUAUGGAGGAGAAGAGGAUGUGCUGGGGGAUGAGGUUCAGACAACACAAAAUCGAGGAUCAGCCUUUACAACAUCUGAUAAUUUGUCUCUCAGUUCCUGGGUAUCAUCUUCAUCCAGUUUUCCUGGAUUUCAGCACCCACAGUCCCUGACUGCUCUUGGCACCAGCACAGCAUCCAUAGCGACACCCAUUCCUCACCCUAUACAGGGCUCUCUGCCACCAUAUAGCCGACUUGGGAUGCCUCUAACCCCAUCGGCCAUUGCCAGCUCCAUGCAAGGGAGUGGCCCGACAUUCCCCUCAUUCCACAUGCCCCGGUAUCAUCACUACUUUCAGCAGGGGCCCUAUGCUGCUAUCCAAGGACUGCGCCAUUCCUCUGCUGUGAUGACGCCAUUUGUAUGACUCUUCUAAAAAUAGGAGAAUCCAGAUCCAGAAUGUGCAAAUGGGUAUGGAAAUAUAAGACAGGGUUGGGUGGGUGGGAUGUGGGGUGUUGGAGCCGGGGCUCUCCAGGAGACAUGGGACAUAUUAAAGAGGAGAGCUGGACUCACAGUAAAACCUACCACUGAGGGAAAGCACCACGGACCAGGAUUCAUCUGUAGCGGGGUACAGCUUUUGGCUUUGAGAGAGAAUCAGUGUAAAGUUCUUAGCCAGCCUAAGUCCCACAACUAUUGGAUAUCAGUGUACCAAGAAAGUUUAAUAAUACAAGGCAGAUGAAUCUUAAGAUGCAUUAUUCCUAGUGGUUAAAAAUGCUGUGUCAAUGCAGUAAUGUAUAAAGUCAACAUGUAUAGGUUUUCUUUCUACUUUCCACAGGUUAAAAGAAUCUUCAAAGAGGCAAUACUAUAUAACAUACCAUAAUGCAUAAUGACUAACUGAAGUCCAUUUCUCCCUAUAGAAAUGAGAGCCAAUAGAGAAGUAUUUGUAGUGCUGUAGCUUAAGCAUGUUUAGUUUUCCUUUGUGUUAGUUUGCUGGGGAAGGAGCUGAGAUAAUGCUAAUGCAUCCUAAUUGGUGGAUGAAUAGGUGGUAAGACUUCACAAAGUUCUGUUAAUAUUGAAGGGCCAGUACCUGACAAGUUCUUUUUCACAGUCUUUUCUUUCUUUCUAAUUCUCUUUCUUGCAAUUAUUUGCCAUUUAUGUAGGAAAAAUCUUCCAUAUACGAAUAAAACUGAGGUUUUAUUUUUCUGGGCUGCAUUCUAAAUACACUGCUGAUUUAUUCACUGAGGGACACUUUAAAGUCUUUACACCUUGACGCAUGAGACUUUCUUUCACUACAAUAAAAAGAUGGUUGCCCUAUUCUAAAAGGAAUUUUUUCUGCAGUGGGUACCAGAGCUCCCUUCAUUUUUACUUCAGCUUUGGGAGACCUUAUGGAUGUUAAAAUGCACCAGGCCAAAUUCUCAUUUUCAGUAAAUCUGCUUCAUUGUUUGAUUAGUUGCUGCCACUGAUUGACAAGGAUUUAUGAAUGACCAUUCUAAAUGCCCAUAUAGCCACCACUUAACCUUUGGUCAUGAAUAGGUAUGUGUCCAUCUAUCUGAUUGGCCCUUUUUUCUCACUGUAUUACAUUCAGUAAUUCUACCAUUUUUCUAGGUCCAUAAUAUGAAAUCGCAUGUUAACUCAAUGACACCCUGACUGAAACAUUGGAAGUGCUUAUAAGUAAAUCUAAAGGAUUUAUCCACUUUAUUUUCAACUCUUGCUAUCUUCUUAAGCCUUCUUUUAAUAUUUAUAAUAGUAAUUAACUAUAUUGUAGUUAUAUAUAAUUUCUGUAUUAUUUUUGAGCCAUAUAUAUCUAAGCAUUUACAAUCAGGAUAGUACAUUUGGCAUUUUGCAACAUUUCAUUUCCCUAAUAACAGAGGUUUAAUGAAAUUCGUAGUCCUUCAAUUUUAGAUAUAAUGCAUUCUAGCUAUAGAAUUUAACCUGUCUUCUACACAAAGCUCCCCAAUAUUCUUAAUUUUUAAUGUAAUAUUCAUUCUACUUCAUUCUGACUACAAAAGUAUUGAAUCUGUUCAAAGAGAUGGGAAAUCUUGCUGCUGAGGGUAGAGGUGUAUUUGGAAGUCAAAUGUAAUAUACUUAUCACAUCAAACUCAAGUGGGAUUUUAUUUGGUUGUUUUAAUGUUAGGCUUUUCCAUAUCAAAUGACUUUAUUGGGCAUUUCCAGUCUAUGAAACAAGGUAUAAUUGGCACAGCCUGUCUAAGUGAUGCUAUUGUUGGACCUUGCAAUUGACUUUCUCCACUAUAUUCCAAGGUUUGGUUAUGGAGAAGCACCAGCUGCGUUAACCAAACAUCUCAAAGUCCUAUGGCAGACACAGUAGGCUUACUUCUAACUUCUUGCAUGUUAUGCUAUAGUAUCCACAGGUAGUUUGUUUUCAAACACAGCACAGAUGUAUUUCUUUAAAAAAGUAGUUAUGGGCUUCCCUGGUGGCGCAGUGGUUGAGAGUCCGCCUGCCGAUGCAGGGGACAUGGGUUCGUGUCCGGGUCCGGGAAGAUCCCACAUGCCACGGAGCGGCUGGACCCGUGAGCCAUGGCCGCUGAGCCUGCGCGUCCGGAGCCUGUGCUCCGCAACGGGAGAGGCCACAACAGUGAGAGACCCGCAUACCACAAAAAAAAAAAAAAAAAAAAAGUAGUUAUGCAUAAUGUUUAAAGUACAUAUCCACAGAGCUUAGGAUAGGGAUUUAAUGUUUAAUAGUUGCCCUGUUGUCAGUGCUUUUAAUACAGAGUACUGCUACUUAAAGCAGGAAUAACAAAAGUAAAUACUAUUUUACAUGAUACUACUUAAUACCCUAAUAAAUGACUGGUCUACUAAAGCAAAUCCAUAUCUGAAUUUUCUUUUCAACGAGCAUGAAAGGAUCAUUUUAAUACUAUUUUGACAUUUUUCCCAAUUGGUGUGUCUCAAAAGUAGGUUUAUAUAUUUUUGUUAAAUAUGGUUUUAUGCUAGUAUGUCCUGAAUUCAUAACUUUAUUUUGUAAUUAAAUCAAUAUAAGACUAAAAAUAAAUAGCAUGCUUAGAGAAGAACAAAGACUAAGACACCAAAGCAUGCUCUUGGAAAAUCACACCUGAAAUUCUUGGAUACACUUUUUAAGUAUCUGGUAUUAUUUGAACAAGAAAGAAGAAGCACAGGUGAAAUGGAGCUUAACCUGGUCAGUCACUCUAGUCAUGGAAACCAGGGGCAGAUAUAUGACCCCACCAGGGUUCUGAGCUCUUCUGCUUGUUGAUUAUUACUUAACCCCUUGGGUAUUUAACAUUUAAAAUUCUAAAGUCUAUUUUACCAAAAACAAUUGCAAGAACUAGAUAAUUAGGGACAAAGCCAACUGAAUAAUAAAGAGCAUGAGUUAUGGUAUAUUUGGAAUAAAUUCAGGGUCCCCCCCAGGUAUAUUACAGUAUUAAAAAGCCUGGCUAACGUAUAAUGCUGCUAAAAAGCAGCCCUGCCAGAAUGGCUUUAUCUAACCCAAAAGAAUUAAUUCAUAACUUAGUAAAUUCUACAUAUGUGAUAUGUUUUUUAAAUGUUUAUCAAUAAUUCUGAGUAAGCUCAUUUAUUUCUUUUACUUAGUAAAUCUUCCCCCCUCCUCUGUCCACCCUUGGCAGUAUAAAGAUAAACAUAUCCAGUUUGUGUCCAACAUAUCACAAAUUAUUAGGUAACAAGGUCUACAUUAAUGAAUUUAUAUUACAUUGCUGGUCCUUUUGAGUUCAUAACAAUGGUAUGUUGUCUUAAAGGUUUACCACCAUUUCUAGUAGGUGGGCACAGAGUAGGAGAUAUUAAGACACUUCCUGAUUAUGAUGCAUCAUCUAGUAAACACCCUGUGUAAGAGUCACAUUGACUUUGUGGGAUAUUCCAAAACCUCCUUUCUCCACCCUUAUCCACAUCUCUGUAAUUGCACUUCUCCGGCCACAAUGCCCCACCCUGGGGGAUAAAAAGGAAACCCUCUAAAAGUCCAAGAAUAAGUAUUCUUAGAAGCAAAGCAUCUUCAUCCCAUACUGCCUAUGAAUUUUUCAUAGAGAUAUUAGGAUAUUUAUCCCAAUUCUGAAUUUCACAUUAGCUUUUCAGGCUGUCCUGCUUAUAUUUAAGCUGAAUUAUACUAAGAAAACUGAACUUCAAAUAAGGUAAAUGGAGAGACUUUACCACCUCAUUAAAAACACAGUCAAACUCAAGCCAUGACUCAGUAACUAAAGUUCAAAAAGUCAGUUAUGUAAUGUGCAGGAUCAAAUGUGGCAAGAAAAACAAUAUUUUUACUCAAUCUUCCAUUGACCAAGUAAGGAAAACUGUUUUCAUUAUUAAAUGUGUAUGGAAUUGAUAAUUACUACAAACAAAACAAUAUUAUACUAUAAAUUUAGACUGGACAGAAAUGAGGCACUGAACAGAAAAAAUUUUCAGCUGGCUCCUUUAGAGAGCUAGGCUUGGGUGGAGGAUGGAUUUUAUAAAUUUUUAUAUUAUUUCAGAAUGUAAGGAUUUUAUGUAAACAAGCAAAGGGAAGGUUAAAAACUCUUAAAAUUUUAGGAAAUCAUAACAUUCUUUCUUCACUACUAUUCCAUGCCAGUUAUAAAAUAUUUCAAUACUUAGCUUUCUUCAGCAUGCUUAAAUAUGCAAAGGUUCAUUUAUAAAUAUUUGAUAGACAAAUAAUCCAGAAGUGUUCUCUGGCCCUUAUUUCUCUGUCUCUCCCUUAGAUAAUUCCAACCUCCUCCCCUGAUAAUAAGAAAAUAAAAACAUUUUGGUGAAAUAGUACAUCUGGACAAAAAAUACAGCUUGUUGUAUUUCACUUCUGGUACAUUAAAAUACUAUAUUUAGUUGUUGUUUUUCUUAGUUUCAGAAACCUAAAAGAAGGUCUUCUAUUUCCUAAAGGAUAAAAUUGGAUCUAGCCUCUUUAGUAGACUCUAUCACAGUUCUAUUGUUUGCUGUGUUCAUUUGCUUAACGAAUUGCGUGAGAACAGUCACUGUAAUGAAGUGUGUGUGCUGGGGGUGGUGGGAAGGGCAUGGGAAAUGUUUUAUGAAAAAAGAAGUUAUAAGCCUAAUACUAUAAAGUAACAUCUAAUGAAGUUCUUUUUAAGUGCAAUAUAUUUAUUUCUGCUAGAAAUGUAUUA